AUGAAGAUAAGAUGGAGUGUGAUAUUGAACAUAGCGCUUGCAACCCUGCAAACUGCGAGCAGAUACAAACGGCAGCACAGUCAACUUGCCAGUAGCAUGGAUACAAAAUCAGAAAUCGACCUUGGCGAAGUCUCUUGCGCUGAACUUUACACCGGAAUUACCUGUUGGUGCAAAAAGAAGCAAGUAGAAGUGAAGAAUUUCAAAUACGUCGUCAUAAGGCGGAAAAUCUUUCGCGAGAAAAAAUACGGUCGAAACUUGAGUUGCCAAGAAUUGGUCAGUAUUCAAAGCGAUAUGAGCAGACUCGGUCGAAGAAAGAAGAUAGAUUCGUGCCCUGAAAAGUCGCGCGCUGACUUCAACACGAAAUUGAAGCAAUUUUUCAUGAGCAGAAGCGGUGCAGCUGACAUCGGCGCCGCCAUUCAACGCCACUUUAUCAAGGUCGACACGAACGGCGAUCAGCUUGUGUCGAGGAAAGAGAUCAAGUCAUUCUUCCAUGAGAUCAAAAAAGAAGCAACAUUCAACUCGCGUGAUCGUGGAUGUUUCUCAAGUUUGAUUUCUCGCUGUGACUUCACAAACGGAGCUUCGAAGAAUAAACUGACUCUGGUCGAAUGGAGCAAAUGCUUCGAUCUGCCUACACAGCACGCGCCAAUUCCUUCAUCGGAUCCAAAGUCAAUCAUCGAUCUUCUCAAGCAAGUCGACGAACCGGUGACCUCAUCUCCAAGCGGAGUCCUCCCGCCAGGAGUGACGCAAAUUGUCACCGAUCGUCGCUCAGGAAGCGCAUCAUCUUCCGCCCGGGUACCAUGUUUUUCUGAGAAAGAGACGAUCGCCAACUGCCAUAAAACUCAGAGGACAUCCUCCAAAGUAUCCGCUCCGAAGUUUACGAAUGGCAAACUGGGGGUUUCUUCUAGUGACCAGCUCUGUCGUCCCCUCCCAUCUUGCAGCAUUUCCGAGCCCCGACUUUGGCGACGAAUUCAGUGCGACGCAGAAAGCAGUCUUUGCUGGUGUGUGGACACAAAAACAGGCGCUGUGGACAACAAUUAUCGAGUCAACACGCGAAAAGGAUCCGCCGGUGGCCUCCGAUGUCGGGACGGUGGAAUUUCUGGCUGUUCUGCGAAUGUUUUUGAAAAUGUUCAGCGAAAAUUGGGCGACUUGAUGGAGGAGCAUUUUCGAUCUCAUCCGGAGACGCAGGUUUCUGUCAUGAUGGAGAAUAAUGAAAUCAUGGCCAAAUAUCGACACAAAGGAGCUUUGCCUGCCGCUUGGUUUUUCAGCGUUCACGACACUUCAACCCGUCGGAAAAGAAAAGAUACUCGUGGAAAAGACAAUGUUUGGCGAAAAUCAGAGCAAAUGACGGUCAGGCUAAAAUUGACGGAAAUCCUGAGAAAUCUCGAAAGCGCGAAAUGCAUCCGACGAUUUAUUUCCUACUGUGAUUCGAUUGGCACUGGUCGGACUGAUCGGAGAAUUGGGAAAACAGAUUUCAUCGAAUGCAUCGAUAAAAAUCACAUCCGCCAUGUUGAUACUCAAAAAGAUUCAUCAACUUACCAACAAUACUUCAACAAACUUCAAGGAAAAUCAAGAUGA
Messenger RNA from Oikopleura dioica, 1575 nucleotides. The record is from the annotation of a GenBank genome assembly. Lineage: Eukaryota; Metazoa; Chordata; Appendicularia; Copelata; Oikopleuridae.